Molecule: messenger RNA, 1054 nt
Organism: Trypanosoma cruzi
Lineage: Eukaryota; Euglenozoa; Kinetoplastea; Trypanosomatida; Trypanosomatidae
Product: retrotransposon hot spot (RHS) protein, putative
Exons: 1
Source: RefSeq, a predicted model, not a curated record
UCCUGAAAAAGACGAUGUGAAAGCGAUGUGCGUUUGGAUGAAGCGCAAUGAGCCAACUGAGCAAGCUGGGUACUGGAGGAAUAUAAAUCGUCGAAUGGAAGAAGUGGGACCAAUUCUUCGCUACAUCUUUGAUGAAAGCAAAUACAAUGGUCGGGUUCAAUCGUGCAAAGAUACCGUUUGUAAACUGAACCGCAUCGAUGCCGAAUAUUACCUUCAUUUCGGAACUACGCAAAUGUUGGGUGGUGACAAAGUGUCUCACAAACUUGUAAGGAUCGUCCGAGUACGAGGAGUACGCAAUAUUGAAUCGACCUUUAAUGGACUGAUGUCUCCUCAUCUCGGAAAUUUAACUUUAUGCAAAUUGGCGGAGUUAAUGCCACCGAAUGAUUUUAUUUUACUCAUAUUGGCCAUCAAGGACGAUCUCUUAUCAAAAGCCCUUGAAAAGUAUUCCGUGUUUACGUUUUUGAGCGAGGCCUUUGUAAAUGCAAUAAUACCGAAACUCAGGGAGCUGAAACUGCAAGAAGAUGCUCCGCCACACCGCUGUGCGCUGGAAUUGUGUCCACAUGAGCGCCCUCUCAAGCCCCUUCCUUUACCGUUACUGGAAAAUUUUAAGAAGAAGAUUGAAAUAGAGUCUCGGGUGCUGUACAAACCGGUGGCCCAAAACUUUCCGUUGGUGGACGCCUUUUUCUUCAUGGAGUCAAAUCCGAAGACCAUGGUUGGGCUGCAGAUUACUACGGCGAGUGCGCAUCACACCAUACCCAGCACCGUGAAUCAGUUCAAAGAAAAAAUGGCGACAUAUUUUAAUGGUUGGGAGGAAUUUUCUGAGGGUUUGUCGUGGGAGAUUGUUUAUAUACAACACGCAGACAGCACGCCCAUGACUGGCUGGCAGAGAUGUGGUCCCCUCAAAACCGAUAAUUUGAGCCCCGCUGAAAAAGAAAUUGUGGCGUUCUGGGAGAAGGAGGUACACCAGUACCAAGUGUCUGUAUCAUCCAGAGACUUUAGAAGAAAAGAAGCUCCCCCAAUUGUGGAAGAAGAACAAGAACAGGAAACAGAAUAG